This is a messenger RNA of Aureobasidium musti, 529 nucleotides long. Lineage: Eukaryota; Fungi; Ascomycota; Dothideomycetes; Dothideales; Saccotheciaceae. The record is from the annotation of a GenBank genome assembly.
UGUUGCGGUCAAUGCCAUGCCAGGCGGCAACGGCUGGUCAAAGACCACUUCAAGUUGCAUUACCAAGUCCACUUGCUCCAAGGCAACUGUCCCUUACACUUCCAUCUUCACCAAGCCCGAGGCCUCAGUUUCCACUUGCGUGACCAGCUACCCUGUCACUCGCGUCGGUUCCGAGACUAAAGUCUACACGACAACCGAGGCCUCUUCUCAGGUUGGCGAGUCAACCAAGACGGUCUGGAGCACCGUCACCAAGUCCAACGUCUGGUCCACUUACACCGAGGUUUGUACCAAGCAGCCCAUUGUCAAGACAAAGACCUGGGUCGAGACCAAGCCUGUGGUCACUGAAGUUCCCGUCACCUCUACUGUCUGGGUGACCGAGACCAAGACCACUUUAGUCCCAAAGACCUUCACUGACUACUCUGCCACCACUGAGUACAAGACCGUCACUACCGAGAAGCCUUACACCACUACUGGCUACAGUACUGAGAGCAAGUGCAGCAGCACCACUUCUUGGUCUACUUGGGGCUGG